AUGGGACAAACCGAUCGAUGGGUUGGUCUAUCUUUUCAACUUUAUACACUUUUCUUGUCUUUUCCAGGCACUUGGGGAAGAAAGAGACGCACCACAACCUGCGAGCAGGGAAGCUGUUAUCCAGCGACAGGUGAUCUCUUGAUUGGACGCCAAGCGCACCUCAAAGCCUCAUCCACUUGCGGGCUAGAGCGACCACAACGCUACUGUGUGGUCAGCUACUUAGAAAAAAGCACCAAAUGUUUCACCUGCGACUCCAGACAGCCCUGGAUGGCUGGAAUCUUCGAAAACAGUCAUCGCAUCGAGAACGUCGUGUCAUCCUUCAAAGACCAGAAGUCCCGAUGGUGGCAGGCGGAAGCUGGCAGAGAGAAGGUCUCUAUACAGCUAGAUCUGGAGGCGGAAUUCCACUUUACGCAUAUGAUUAUGACAUUUAAGACGUUCAGACCUAAGGCCAUGCUCAUAGAGAGAUCCUCUGAUUUUGGAAAGACCUGGAAGGUGUAUCGAUAUUUCGCUCAGAAUUGUGCGAAGUCCUUUCCUAACGUUCCGCGGCGAGUCGUUAGCAGGUUGUCAGACGUGAUCUGUGAGGAACAGUAUUCGGCUGAGACGCCUUCCACAUCAGGAGAGGUGAUAUUUCGCGUGCUGGCACCGACGGUUCAAAUCCAGGAUCCUUACAGCGAGGCAGUGCAGGACCUACUCAAGCUCACCAACUUACGCAUCAACUUUACAGAGCUGCACACACUAGGUGAUACCCUCCUGGACAACCGGCCCGAGGUCAAAGAGAAGUAUUACUACGCCCUGUAUGACGUCACCGUCCGCGGAAGCUGCUCCUGCUACGGCCACGCGUCCAGAUGUCUGCCAGUGCCCGGUUUUGGCGGGAACGAGGAAGUUGCCAAAAAUAUGGUUCAUGGAAUGUGUGAAUGUACACACAACACCAAGGGUCUGAACUGCGAGCAGUGUGAGGACUUCUACCACGACCAUCCCUGGAGGCCAGCUAGGUCACACAAACCAAACGUCUGUAAAAAAUGUAACUGUAACGACCACGCCACUGAGUGCCACUUCGAUGCUGCCAGGUUCCAAGCCUCGGGAGGCAUGAGCGGAGGCGUAUGUGACAACUGCAUGCACAACACCCGGGGCAUCAACUGUCAGGAGUGUAAUCCUUUCUUCUUCCAGGACCCGAGGAAGGACAUUAGAGACCCAGAGAUCUGUCAGCCAUGUGACUGCGAUCCACUGGGGUCGCGAAACCAGGGCGAGUGUGAACAAAUCACUGACGACGUUACCAGGACCCAGGCAGGAAGGUGUAUCUGUAAACCCUUGGUUACUGGAUCCCGCUGCGACCGGUGCCUGGAGAACUACUGGAACCUGCAGGCUGAGAACCCUCUUGGCUGCCAACCUUGUGUCUGCAACACGGCGGGAACACUUCCAGGCACCGGAUGUGACGUCAUGACAGGCUUGUGCAACUGCAAACGUUACGUCACAAAUCGAAGCUGUGACACUUGCUAUCCCGGGUUUUAUGGUCUCAGUGCAGACAACCAGUACGGAUGUAGCCCUUGCGACUGUGACAUUGGCGGAGCGGUCAAUCUAGCUUGA
Candidula unifasciata is the source of this 1584-nucleotide messenger RNA. Lineage: Eukaryota; Metazoa; Mollusca; Gastropoda; Stylommatophora; Geomitridae. The record is from the annotation of a GenBank genome assembly.